AACUUAUUUGUAUUACCGUGUUGCACAAAACAUGGAUAUCGGGGAGUUGGACCAAAGUGGCCCCUGGUAGUGAGCAGAGGCUCAGCAUCCCGCAUGACGUCACUGCGUCUCCGGUUGCUAGGCUAUCUAACCGGAAGAUAUACAGCCUCCCUGUCGACCUCUUUUUGGGCAUUCAGCAGUAUUUAUAUAUUUUAAUCUGUCAGGUGUGCAUCUAAAGACGCACACUCUCACAGAACAUACCGGAACCAUCUUAUGGUAUGCGAGCUUUCGAGUUGUAUUGCAAAUAAUAAUCGGUGUGUUUCCAUGGGGCGUUUCAUCAUCCACCGGGGUGUGAUCGAUACCAUGAUCAGCCGGCAUGUAGCCUCACUGAUCGCCGUCGACAUCAUGGACUCGUGUGCUACUGUUGGAGACGCCGGAACGACGUUUGUGGAUGUUGCUUAAUGUAAACUGAACGUCAUCACCGGAUGAUAUCCGUCCAGCUCGAGCUCCAGGAUAAACGGGGUGGACCCCCUUCCAGCUGACCGCCACACCGCCCGGCCCAUGCUGACAACCGGCGGGUCUUAACAUUAACAGGGACCAUGGCGGGGAGGGUGAAGUGGGUGACGGACAUCGAGAAGUCGGUGCUCAUCAACAACUUUGAGAAGAGGGGAUGGCUGCCGGUCACCGACACCGACGACUGGAACUUCUACUGGAUGAGCAUCCAGACCAUCCGGACGGUGUUCAGCGUGGACACGGGCUACCGCCUGUCGGAUGACCAGAUGGUCAACCACUUCCCCAACCACUACGAGCUGACCCGCAAGGACCUGAUGAUCAAGAACAUCAAGCGCUACCGCAAGGAGCUGGAGAAGGAGAGCAGCCCGCUGGCCGAGAAGGACGAGGGCGGGAAGUACAUCCACCUAGACUUCGUCCCUGUGACCUUCAUGCUGCCUGCGGACUACAACCUGUUUGUGGAGGAGUUCCGGAAGAGCCCGUCCACCACGUGGAUCAUGAAGCCGUGCGGGAAGGCCCAGGGAAAGGGCAUCUUCCUCAUCAACAAACUGUCCCAGAUCAAGAAGUGGUCCAGGGACAGCCGUACCUCAACGUUUAUGGCGGCCUCUAGUGGCAAGGAGGCCUACGUCAUCUCGCUGUACAUCGACAACCCGCUGCUCAUCGGGGGAAAGAAGUUCGACCUGCGGCUCUACGUCCUGGUGACCACCUACCGGCCGCUCAAGUGCUACAUGUACAAGCUGGGGUUCUGCCGCUUCUGCACGGUGAAGUACACACCCAGUACCAGUGAGCUGGACAACAUGUUCAUCCACCUCACCAACGUGGCCAUCCAGAAGCACGGGGAUGACUACAACCACGUGCACGGGGGGAAGUGGACGGUGGACAACCUGCGGCUGUACCUGGAAAGCACCCGGGGGAUGGAGGUGACCGGGAGGCUGUUCGACCAGAUCCACUGGAUCGUGGUGCAGUCCCUCAAGGCCGUCGCGCCGGUGAUGAACAAUGACAAGCACUGCUUCGAGUGCUACGGCUAUGACAUCAUCAUUGAUGACAAGCUGAAGCCCUGGCUUAUAGAGGUUAACGCCUCCCCCUCGCUGACCUCCAGCACGGCCAACGACCGCAUCCUGAAGUACAACCUGAUCAAUGACACGCUCAACAUCGUGGCGCCCAGCGGGGACAUCACUGGGGACUGUCGCUGGAGCCGCACCCCGCCCCGAGAGGCCCUGGGGAACUACCAAUUACUGUACGACGAGGAGCAGGCGCUGAGCGAGAACGCCGACCGCGAGCUGCGGAGCCGCUCGGGUCAGUCGCUGGGGUCAAAGGGCGCCAAGGGGGCGGGGUCUGGGGCCGGGCAGCGACCCACCGCCGCGACCUGGAAGUGAGGUCGGACGACGCCUAGAAGGACUUCCUGUGAACGUUACGGUGGUCCAGGAUGGCUCCAGGCCAGGGGAAAUGAAACCACAGAAAAAGAGUCAAGCUUGACAAUUGUUUUAUACCCUUCUUUGUUUCGUGGAGCUUUCCUAAACUUUAUUGACAGCUGCCCAGGAGACACACACAAGGAGUCGCGACCCCCCCCUCGACCCCAUGCUACAGCAUGCCAUGAAGGACCCAUCAGCGCUGGGACGGAGUGUCCAAUAGGGGGGGGGGAGGGGGCUGGGACGGGCCAUCCAAUAGGAGGAGGGCUUGGAUUGUAUCUGAUCCGAUCCCAGGUACUGCUUGAAGUUGGCGGACGAGGAAGAAGCAGGAGGGCAGAACGUCGUCCAAGGAGAGAUUGCGGCCGGUUAAUCUAUGCAUGACUAAUGAUUAGGACUGGAGGCUAACUGUGCCCAACCAAAUGUGAUGGACAGAGGCUAUGGUGAUCAUAGCAGUACCUUCUACAGACUGCGGAAGUUUCAGUGAGAGUAUUAUGGUACAUUGCUGAAUUAACGAGGCCAUAGAACAGAAAUUAAUUAUCUUUUUAUAUGGUAUUAUAAAAAUACAGUAUGGAUUUUAUGAGGCUGCUUUUUUCUCUUAAGAUUGACUAAAUGUUAUUUUCCAGUUUCCAUCAUGUUCAGUGGAUGCAGGACAUGCAAUCAUUUCAUUCCAUUCAGCUGAUCCUAGAUCUGUUUGCGUUGUGUAAACUCAGCUUCUAUAUCUCAUGCUAUGCUUUGGAAUCUCAAACAUCCAUGAAGUCACCUCAGCUGGCCGGUUUCUGUUCACAGCAGGAAUUCAGAAAUGUUAUUAUGUUCAGACCUUAUCUUCAGAGAAUGUGAACCCUUAUUUAAUGUUAUGUUCAUUUAUUUUUUAAUAUCAUUAACAUUUCUAAAAAAUAAUUGAUCGAGAAUUGAAAAGUUUCACUAACAUUGCAUAUAAUUAUUCAAUGAGUAGAAUGUUAACAUGAUUAGUAAUUAAACCAUGCCUAAUUAGUUUGUUUUUUUGGAUUAAAAACAGAAGAGAGAGAACUUUAUUUGUGUGUGUGGUAACCACGGAAAUUACAGCCGGGGUAACCUUGACAUUUCUGAACCCGCCUCCAAAUUUGGUUACCAUGGAGAUAGCCUGUAUGUGGGUAAAAUAAUCUCAUUCAAGUUCAUGUUUAUGUGCAGUUCUGGCCUUCAAGUAUUGAUUCUCCGCGUGUAGGCUCUGUCCAGAGGUGGGGUUUGACUUCAGACAGGAUUAAGCAUUUAAAAUGUUUAUAAAAUAGUACACCUUGACCUAUUUCAUCACAUAGACGACUACACACACACACACACACACACACACACACACACACACACACACACACACACACACACACACACACACACACACACACACACACACACACACACACACACACACACACACACACACACACACACACACACACACACACACACACACCAC
Gadus macrocephalus (Pacific cod) is the source of this 3345-nucleotide messenger RNA. It is a transcript of the gene ttll1, whose product is annotated as tubulin tyrosine ligase-like family, member 1. NCBI's taxonomy places the organism in Eukaryota, Metazoa, Chordata, Actinopteri, Gadiformes, Gadidae. Gene Ontology annotation, molecular function: tubulin-glutamic acid ligase activity; tubulin binding. The record is from RefSeq and is a predicted model, not a curated record. Gene Ontology annotation, cellular component: cilium. Bases 579 to 1865 code for a protein of 428 amino acids. The transcript is spliced from 10 exons. Gene Ontology annotation, biological process: microtubule cytoskeleton organization; protein polyglutamylation.